UGCGCAGUGCCCCUGACCACUGGUUGGUCGCGCGUGGCUGCUGCUCUGAACCGCGCAAGUCGCCUCGUGUUGGGUCCAGUGGCGCGCGGCGACCGACCAUGUCGUGGCUAUUUGGCGUCAACAAGGGCCCCAAAGGCGAGGGCACAGGGCCUCCAUUGCUGUUGCCGCCCACACCACCUGGGGCUGAGGGAGGCGGCGACCGUGGCGCUGGAGACCGGCCGGCGCCCAAGGACAAAUGGAGCAACUUUGACCCGACGGGCCUGGAGCGCGCGGCCAAGGCGGCGCGCGAGCUGGAGCACUCGCGCCAUGCCAAGGAGGCACUGAGUCUUGCACAGAUGCAGGAGCAGACACUGCAGCUGGAGCAACAGUCCAAGCUCAAGGAGUAUGAGGCCGCUGUGGAGCAGCUCAAGAGUGAGCAGAUUCGUGUGCAGGCUGAGGAGAGAAGGAAGACCUUGGCCGAGGAGACGCGGCAGCACCAGGCGAGGGCCCAGUACCAGGACAAGCUGGCCCGGCAGCGCUAUGAUGACCAGCUGAGGCAGCAGCAACUUCUCAAUGAGGAGAAUUUGCGGAAACAGGAGGAGUCAGUGCAGAAGCAGGAGGCCAUGCGGCGAGCCACCGUGGAGCGGGAGAUGGAGCUGCGGCACAAGAACGAGAUGCUGCGUGUGGAGGCAGAGGCGCGGGCCCGGGCCCAGGCAGAGCGUGAGAAUGCGGACAUCAUCCGUGAGCAGAUCCGCCUGAAGGCCGCAGAGCACCGCCAGACGAUCCUGGAGUCCAUCAGGACAGCUGGCACCCUGUUUGGUGAAGGAUUUCGUGCUUUUGUGACUGACUGGGACAAAGUGACAGGCACGGUGGCAGGACUGACGCUGUUGGCUGUUGGAGUCUACUCUGCCAAGAAUGCUACCGCUGUUGCUGGCCGGUACAUCGAGGCCCGGCUGGGGACCCCAUCACUGGUGCGGGAAACCUCACGCAUCUCGGUGCUGGAGGCACUGAGGCACCCUGUCCAGGUUAGCAGGCGGCUGCUCAGCAGGCCCCAGGAUGCGCUGGAAGGAGUCAUUCUCAGUCCCAGCCUGGAGGCCCGGGUACGGGACAUCGCCAUAGCAACAAGGAACACCAAGAAGAACAGGAGCCUGUACAGGAACAUUCUGAUGUAUGGGCCUCCAGGCACUGGCAAGACGUUGUUCGCCAAGAAACUGGCACUGCACUCAGGCAUGGACUAUGCCAUCAUGACCGGUGGGGAUGUGGCCCCUAUGGGACGUGAGGGUGUGACUGCCAUGCACAAGGUCUUCGACUGGGCCAACACUAGCCGGCGAGGCCUCCUGCUAUUUGUGGAUGAAGCAGAUGCCUUCCUCAGAAAGCGAGCAACUGAGAAGAUCAGUGAAGACCUCAGGGCCACCCUGAAUGCCUUCCUGCACAGAACCGGCCAGCACAGCAGCAAGUUUAUGCUGGUGCUGGCCAGUAACCAGCCCGAGCAGUUUGACUGGGCCAUCAAUGACCGCAUCGAUGAGAUGGUCUGCUUUGCGCUGCCGCGGCGGGAGGAGCGCGAGCGCCUGGUGAGAAUGUAUUUUGACAAGUAUGUUCUUAAGCCAGCCACGGAAGGAAAGCAGCGUCUGAAGCUGGCUGAGUUUGACUACGGGAAGAAGUGCUCUGAGGUCGCCCAGCUAACGGAGGGAAUGUCAGGCCGAGAGAUUGCCCAGCUGGCUGUGGCAUGGCAGGCCAUGGCAUACGCCUCUGAGGAUGGUGUCCUCACAGAGGCCAUGAUGGACACCCGCGUCCAGGACACUGUCCUGCAGCACCGGCAGAAGAUGCAGUGGUUGAAUGUGGAGGGACCCAGCCCUGUGUCCUUGUCAACCGUGCCUGGCCCUGACACCUGACCAGCAGUUCCCUCCUACCAGGGCUGCACUGGUGGCCAGCUCCCAUCCCUGCCCUCUGGCUACCACCAGGGAGGAGCAGCAGGCCCUCCCGUGGGAGCCUAGGAUGCUUGCCUGAGCAGGGAGCAGGCGAGUGCUGUGGCUGUGACCCACGGUGGCCAGGGGCAGGGACCCCUAGCUGCCUGCCUGGCCAGCUGGACCCUGCCACCCACACCCGGUGGGCAGACCUGGCUGUGGGCAAAAGUGCCGGGCGCUCCAUGAUCUGCUGCCCAUGUGGGGCUGCAGCUGAACCUCUGAAUCUAGAAUGCAAUAAAACUCUGGUGACCCUUG
Messenger RNA from Cavia porcellus (domestic guinea pig), 2198 nucleotides. RefSeq names its product ATPase family AAA domain-containing protein 3. Gene Ontology annotation, molecular function: ATP hydrolysis activity; ATP binding; zinc ion binding. Gene Ontology annotation, cellular component: mitochondrion. Gene Ontology annotation, biological process: mitochondrion organization. The coding region runs from base 99 to 1871 and encodes 590 amino acids. The transcript is spliced from 16 exons. The record is from RefSeq and is a predicted model, not a curated record. NCBI's taxonomy places the organism in Eukaryota, Metazoa, Chordata, Mammalia, Rodentia, Caviidae.